AUGAUAAAGCAUAGAAGAUUAUUUACAUUUUGCUUGAAUAAUUUGAAAUUAAGAACAUAAUUGAUAAUAUUGGUUUCAUUAAUAAUCAUUGUAAUCGUCUCAUAUGUUCUAUCAGUUAAUCUAAUACAUUACUCUUUAUUCAAACAGUAUUUUUCAUUGAUUUCAAAUCAAAUAUUUGAAGAUAACUCAUUCAAAAUAUCAGAGAAAUCUAUUAGAUCAUACUAAGGUUAUUUUGAUAGAGUAUUUUAUUUAAGUAAAUCAAAAUCCAUUAUUUUUUAGAUGGAAACAGUCUAGUUUCCUUUCAUCGCUUAUAUCAUAUGACUAAAAAAUAAGUAAAACAACAUUCCUUAGAAUUAAAUACUGAUUAUUAAAUGUUUUAUGGAGGUAUAAAUAAAAUACCAGAUCCAAUUAGAAUUAUUAAAGGUUAUGGUAACUCUGACAUAUCAUAUUCGUGUAUGUGCUUCUCUAAUAUUACUGAAUUUCAAAAUCCUUUGAGUUUAGAUGAACUUAUAGGCAUGAAGAUAUAAGAGUAAACACAAGCUUAUGCAUCAAUUUUGUAUUAAGGGAAUAUUUUAAGUCAGUCAUUCUUUUAUUCAUAUAUAAUAAAGGAAAAAACAAAUGCUGUUUAUCCAUGUCUUAAUAGAGGAAAGGGAAUAUAUAAUUAUGAUCCUGAAAAGAGAGAAUGGUUUGUUGAAGUAAGACAUAAUUUUAAUAAAAAAUAACCAUAUACUGAAUAUUCAUAGUCCUUCACUUAACCUUAUUUGUGUAUAAUUGAAAAAUAUUUAUAUUAGUAUUUACAGAUAAAAAAAUUGGAUUAUCAUUGGUACUUCCAAUUGUGGAUGAAAAUCUUGAAUUGAUAGGAGGAGUAGGAACAAAUUUUUUGGGAGCAUAAAUAGUUUAAAUAAUUAAGUCUUAAGAAUUUGGAUUUUAAGUUAUUUAUUUAGUAUCAGAUUCUGGAAUUAUGAUUAUGCAUCCAUAUGAAGUUGGUGUAGAAUAACUUCCUUUAUACAUUUAUAAUUAAUCUAUUACAGGAUUUAAUACAAGUGAUUGGGAAAGAAUGAAUUCAAAUAAGUAAUCAUAAAAUGAUUCAUUAACUUGUCCAUAUUUGCACAAGCAUUCAUUAUCUUUAAAUUGUCUAUAUAAUAGUCUAUAUUAAUAAGAAAUGAUAAUAGGAAUCUAAGAAAUUCCAGGAUAUUCAAUGAAAUUAAUAAUGUAAAAAAAGAUUAUUCUAUUUCUAGGUUAUUAAGUAGUUAAGAAUAUUUUUAGUUUUAUUAACAUUUUCAAGAAGAUCUUGACAAAAAAUUAUUAAAUUAAUUAUGGCUUCAUAUAUCUAUAUUGUUAGGUCUUUUUUUAUUUAUUUGUUGUUUAUUGUAUAUAUUUACUUAUACUUUAUUUUAUCCUAUUUAAUAGAUAUAAGCUUUAACAAUUAAUAGAAUAUUCUCUAAAAAUAAAAAGAAAUUAUAAAUGCCAUUUUAUGCAAAUAAAUUUAUGAGUAAACAAAUUACUUUAUUGUGUAAAUCAUUUUAAUUUGUAUAAGAUAAAUUAGAAUAAUUAUCAUUUAAUAAAACUAAAUCAUGUAGAGAUCUUGAAAAUUAUUAAUAUCCUUAAAAAAAGUUUUCAUUAAAAAAAUAUAUAUCAAAAGAGGAUAAUUUUAACAAAUAAAGUAAUUUAUAUAAAGAAUAAAAAUUGAAUGCAAAUGAAACAUUAACUUAAGAAAUGAUAAUAAUGAUGCUUAGAAAUUCUUAAAAAUUUAGUGGAUGA
Messenger RNA from Paramecium pentaurelia, 1761 nucleotides. The record is from the annotation of a GenBank genome assembly. NCBI's taxonomy places the organism in Eukaryota, Ciliophora, Oligohymenophorea, Peniculida, Parameciidae.